Argiope bruennichi is the source of this 2543-nucleotide messenger RNA. RefSeq names its product succinate--CoA ligase [ADP-forming] subunit beta, mitochondrial-like (gene ScsbetaA). The record is from RefSeq and is a predicted model, not a curated record. Gene Ontology annotation, biological process: tricarboxylic acid cycle; succinyl-CoA metabolic process. Gene Ontology annotation, molecular function: metal ion binding; ATP binding; succinate-CoA ligase (ADP-forming) activity. Lineage: Eukaryota; Metazoa; Arthropoda; Arachnida; Araneae; Araneidae. The transcript is spliced from 11 exons. Bases 111 to 1427 code for a protein of 438 amino acids. Gene Ontology annotation, cellular component: succinate-CoA ligase complex; mitochondrion.
AUUUAUAUCGAUUAUUUCAUCGUUAUCACUAGUUCUGUCUGUUCUGCUGCAAAGGUUAAUGGUUAAAGAGAAACUUCAAGUCUGUGGCGGAAAAGGAGAGACGAGAGAUAAUGGCGAGUUCAGCUUUUAGAAUUCUUUCGAGGACUGUUAAUAUGGUGAAAUGUGGCAAACAUUAUGUUCCUCAACGAAACUUAAAUCUCCAUGAACAUAUCAGUUUGAGCUUACUAGCUAGUGCUGGUGUUAAGGUGCCCAAAUUUGGUGUAGCCAAAACACCAGAUGAGGCUUUUCAGGCUGCUGAGAAGUUAGGCAGUAAAGACUUUGUAGUUAAAGCUCAAGUAUUAGCUGGUGGAAGAGGUAAAGGUGUUUUUGAAGGGGGAUUGAAAGGUGGAGUGAAAACAGCUUAUUCACCUCAGGAAGCUAAAGAAAUAGCAUCUCAGAUGUUAGGAAAACGUUUAGUUACAAAACAAACUGGUGAGAAAGGAGUAUUGUGUAAAGAGGUCAUGGUUGCAGAAAGAUUAUACACGCGUCGAGAAUAUUACUUUGCGAUUAUGUUAGAAAGAGAUUUUGGGGGUCCUGUGAUAAUUGCCAGCUCUCAAGGUGGAGUAAACAUUGAAGAAGUGGCUCGAGAAAACCCUGAUGCAAUAAUUAAAGAACCUAUUGAUAUCAUGACUGGACUAUCUAAAGAUCAAGCUUUAAAAGUAGCUAAACACCUUGGUUUUAAGCAAAAUAAUAUUGAUCAGGCAGUUGAAAUAAUAACAAAAUUAUAUGAAGCUGUUUUGAAGUAUGAUGCAGUAAUGGUCGAGAUCAAUCCACUUGUGGAGGAUUCUGCAGGAGAUGUCUAUUGCUUGGAUGCAAAAUGUAGAUUUGAUGACAAUGCAGAAUUUCGUCAAAAACAAUUGUUUGAUCUCAGAGAUUGGUCUCAAGAAGAUUCAAGAGAAAGAGAUGCUCAUAAACAUAGUUUAAAUUAUAUAGCUUUGGAUGGUGAUAUUGGGUGCCUAGUUAAUGGUGCUGGCCUUGCUAUGGCUACCAUGGAUAUUAUCAAGCUUCAUGGUGGAAAUCCAGCCAAUUUUCUUGAUGUUGGCGGUGGAGCUACAGUGACACAAGUCACAGAAGCUUUCAAACUUAUUACAUCGGAUCCAAAAGUCCAAGCUAUUUUAGUAAAUAUAUUUGGAGGUAUUAUGAGAUGUGAUGUGAUUGCUGAAGGUAUAAUUCGUGCAGCUGAAAUGUUGAACUUAAAAAUCCCUAUUGUUUGUAGAUUGCAGGGUACUCAAGUUGAUGAUGCUAAAGCAUUAAUUGCUUCUAGUAAACUACGAAUCUUAGCUUGUGAAAAUCUUGACGAAGCUGCAAAGAUGGUGGUAAAAUUAUCUACAAUUGUAGGUUUGGCUCGUUCUGCAGAAGUAGAUGUAAAAUUUGAACUUCCUUUGUAAAUGAUUUUGUAUUUAUGUACAUAACAUAAUUUACCAAAAAUCAAAAGAGCUGGCUGACAUUUAGAAGUAACAUAUUUAUUGUUGACUGUGUUAGUAUAACAAGAUGAAACCAAAAACUGUUGCUAGCUUUAAAUUAUAUUGUCUAGUAUGUUGUUGCAUAGAGCUUUCCAUUAUGUACUAAUUUAUUUGUCAUUCUCCUCAAAAUAUUUCCUCACUUCUUUUAUAUUUUUUGACAAGAAUAGUAAAAUCUAUUCUUUUUUUAAACUUUGCAAUUGAUGAUGCAUGUGUUGAUCCAGCAAUGUUAUAUUAUAUAUUUUUUUCAUCCUGAUUAUUUGAUAUUUACCUUUAUUUCCUAAGUAACUUUAAUGCUUUGGAUGUCAAGUAUUUAUUAAUUAUGAAAUAAAAAUUUUUAUAACUUAUACAAUAUACAAUGUUUCAAAAUUUAGAACAAAAUAGUAAUUACUUUUUACUUAAUAUUCAACUUUGUUUGGCAUACGAUUCUCAUUUAUCUUAAGUCAGUAUUAAAGUCAAAAGAUUUCAUAUUCUUAAAUGUAUCAAGACUGGAAAAAGUCUUUCAGAAUUUUAUUAAUUAAAAAGUUUUUUUUUUUACUGUCCAUAUAAAGCAAAAACAGUUUUUUUCAAUCAUCGAUCUUUCGGAAGCUUAACAAACAUUUUUAUAAAUAUGUUCAUUGUUAAAAAAGAAAGUUAAAUCUGUUUCCAGAAUUUUUUAUAACAUAACAUCAUUAACUUUUUUUUUUAUGAACUUGAAAUUCUUAAAAUUAUCAGAAUACAUAAAACCAAAUAAACACUGAGUAUUGGAUUGUUUAGGUAAAGUAUCUACUAUUAGUAUAGUUGGUAUGUAGAAUAAUGUCAUAUACUGAUGGAUAGUUUCCAAUAUUUGAUAGCAUUAAAUUCAAGCAUUUAAUUUAUAUUAGAGAUAAAGGGAAUCAGUUGAAGACUACAGUUUAUUUUUAAUUCAGUGUAAAUAUAAUAAAUGAAAGAAUAUUCUUAGAAUUGAUUUUGCCCUGCCUUUCAGGUGAAAUAUUUUCAUUUUGCAUCUAUGAAUAGAGACCUGUACUUUUAACUGUUUUCUAAUAAAAUUCUUUAUAAAGGCUA